CCCUCGCCCUCCUUCUUCAGCAUCGUCCGCCGCUGCGUUGCUUGUUUCGCAAGCUUGCAUCCGCAAUUAUCCACACACCCGCCGGCUUAUCCGCUUGAGCCCCGGCUGUUUCAGUCCUGCACUGCUGCUCCAGUCCCCUCCGUUAAUUCACUGAUAUUGCCCUGCCGCCAUGCGACGCACCAAAUUCGUCUCUGCCGUCGACGCCUCGCUCCCGCUGGCUUCGGUGGCGACGCUCAUCAAGUCCGGCUGCAACACCUUCCUGCUGGCCAACUCCCACGACUCGAUCCGUGGCGAGUCCGUCCCGCACACCAAACGGCUGCUUGCCCUCAUCACCGAGAUCCGAAACGUCUCCACCGAGCUCAAGCAUCCCGUCUCCCUCAUCGGUGAACUGCCCGGCAUCCAGUUUUUCCUCGCUCCAGCCGACCCGUCGAGAUCCGCUGCUGCCUCCAUCACCCUUGUCCCCGAUCAGACCGUCAGCUUUGCCCACUGCGACGCACCCUCGACCGAGGCAGCCCUCAACUCCUACGUGUCAGACAAUCUGCUGCUAAGCUCCAUCCAACCCACCCACCGCAUUGUCUUUGAGCCUCCCAAGGACAGCCUCGGUCGGUACCAACGCGACAAGCGUAUCGAGCUCGUUGUGCUCGACCGCACCGAUGCUCGCUCGGUGCAAUGCCGGGUCGUGGUCGGCGGCACCCUCUCGCAGGGUCACCGCUUCUUUGUUCCUGAUACCCUGCUGGACACACCAGCACUGACCGAAGAGGACAAGGAAUUCGUGCGCUUCAUGUACAAGCACCGAUUCGAGUUUAUCCUGCUUCCGCAAGCCCGUCGUGCCCAGGAUGUCCAGGAUCUUGUGGACUUUUUGAAGGCGCUCACGGACGAAGACAAGAGCUUCGACAUCGACUCGCACAAGUUCGGGGUUGAGACUCAUGAGUUUGAAAAGGGCUGGCGGCCACACGUCCUUGCCAAAAUCGAUAACACCGAGGCUCUCACCUGUCUGGACAAGAUCCUCUAUGCUUGCGAAGGCGUCGUGACUUCCCGCACGACACUUGAGCUGCUCGUGGGAUCGGGCUCUCUACCACUCUCUGAGAGCGAUGUUCUCAGGCGAACGAACGACGCAGGCAAGCUGACACUCGCCGAGCCUCACCUGCCUGUCGUGCAACCCGAUCCGCUGCCAGAUAUCAGCCAGGAUGAAGACUAUCCGCCAUCUCCGCUCAUGGAUGUCGACGCAUUGGUACUGCCACAAGAAGUCUCACAUAGCGCGGCAGCGGUAGCUACCCUAUCUGAGCUGAACGAAUACUGCGUCAAGAUCGAAAGCCAGUACUCUGGCGACCUGCUAGCGCCAGUCAUGAGCCUCAAGAGCAACAAUUCGACCCGCCGCCGCAGAAGUACACGUGGCUCCGAGUUCGCAUAUCCGAUCGCCGAAGGGGCUGUAAUGGUUGCGGCCGAGUGCCACGCGAAAGCCAUUAUUAUCAUGACGAUUCGCGCCCAUAUGGCUGUUUAUGCCUCGAAGCGGCGCGCCCACUGCCCAGUCAUCGCCGUGACGCCGACCGUGUCCAUCUAUCGCCGGCUAGCGCUGACAUACGGAGUCUACCCCGUACUUUCGUCUGCGAUGCGAUUCCAGCAUGCUCACAGUCGGCUGUCCGCAUUUGAUGACUAUUUCUCGUCCGUCAAGCUUCCCGGCCUGGACAAGUUGAGGACUAUGGAUUUCGGCAUGGGUGCCGGCAUGGACGCUACCGUCCUCGAGGACCGUGCACGCACCAGCGUUGGCGACUCAGCCGUCGCUGAUAUGACACCGUCCCCAUCUGUCAAGUUCCCAGGCGAGUUUGGGUUCGCUGCGGACGCCGGAACAGCGAUCGGCAAUUCGUUCAGUAUCGGCACCAGCUCUGGCAAGAUGGGCAGCGAUGCUGUCGGCAUCAGCUCGGAUGGCUGGAUGAACUUUGGAACGGCCUCGUCUUCGAGUCUCAACGAGCUCACCAAGGGCAUCGGCAAUGUGUCGAUUGCCCCACUCAACAACACCAUGAUGUCAAGCACAUGCAAUGGCGGUAGCGGCAUGGGCGUCAUGGGCGCCGAGGUUCCCGUGAUGAACCACACCGAUGCCAUCUAUCCCAUGAUCGAGCACGACAUCCAGGAUACCGUCGCUUACGAGCUUGGUCUGCAGCUCGGCGAUCCGAUUCUCUUUUGCGCCGGCUAUCACCGACCAUGGCCUGGAAUCUCCAACUGCAUCCGCCUGAGCCACUUUGGUGAUGCCAUCAAAGACGGUGAAGAAAUGGCUCGCUGGAAGCAGGCCUUUGAAUUCACCAGCGGAGGCGGCCUGCAGGUCAAUGCCCAGAUUUGAGCCUCGCGCGUGUGGAAGAGCCAGCUCGCACAGGCAGAGGUGUCCAAAUCAACCUGGCAAAGCAG
This is a messenger RNA of Polychytrium aggregatum, 2400 nucleotides long. Its product is annotated as Pyruvate/Phosphoenolpyruvate kinase-like domain-containing protein. Gene Ontology annotation, molecular function: pyruvate kinase activity; potassium ion binding; magnesium ion binding. The record is from RefSeq and is a predicted model, not a curated record. Gene Ontology annotation, biological process: glycolytic process. NCBI's taxonomy places the organism in Eukaryota, Fungi, Chytridiomycota, Chytridiomycetes, Polychytriales. The coding region runs from base 170 to 2335 and encodes 721 amino acids. Gene Ontology annotation, cellular component: cytoplasm. The transcript has 10 exons.